UACACAACACCUUUCUAGAAGCAUUCGAGAAUGGCAUGCUCAAGCUGCCUGGAUCUAUUUCGUCGUCAUCUGUCAACAAUCUAGACUCCGAGGCAGCCAAUGACUUGUUUAGUUUGCAGUCCUGUGUUCGCCGACAUCAAGAAAGACGCACGCCCAUCGACUUUGUUACAGCAAACCAAUCCAAGGCCUCAGCUGAUGGCACAGCUGCCACGGUCCAUCUCCUGACGAUGCAGAGCAAUAUGGCCGACCUGACAUGGCUGUACCGAGAGGCCUAUCUGACCCUCCAGCCAGGGGGCUGGUUGAUGCAGCUCCAGGCCCAAGCUUACGUAAUGCAAACGCCGGCAUCAUCGGCUCCGGCGUCGCACACGCAGCCGUCAACAGAUCCAGAUCCGGUCAAAGCUGCACUGCAGAACCAAGGGUUCACCAACCUCAGCCUGGGUGUCUCACGCCAAGUAUCUAUCCCCGGUAGCGUCAGUGCCAAAGUCCCAAAAACCGCCGGAUUCUACGAGAUGCGUAUCUGGACGGCCCAGAAGCCUCGGAUAUACGGAAACCAACAGGGGGGGACUGCCUAGCUCCGUCGCUCACCUGGCAGCGACGAUGGCCGAAAUGGAAAUCGAUAGCGGGGUCUUCCAUGAACUUCUCACGCGCCUCGCGGGCGCCUGGAAGAAUGACCGACUUGCAAUCCAGGGAUUUCAGGCACCAUCUUCAACGGCGACUCAUCCAUCCUCGUCAAGAUAGGAAAGUUGGGGGAGGCGACCCAUGUGCAGCGGGGCGUAAUCAGGAUGAGGCUGGAAAUAGAUGGACAGACAGAUAGACAGGUGAACAACAGGAAAUACAGUCAAUGUUUAACCCC
This is a messenger RNA of Colletotrichum navitas, 853 nucleotides long. RefSeq lists its product as uncharacterized. NCBI's taxonomy places the organism in Eukaryota, Fungi, Ascomycota, Sordariomycetes, Glomerellales, Glomerellaceae. The record is from RefSeq and is a predicted model, not a curated record. The transcript is spliced from 4 exons. Bases 36 to 572 code for a protein of 178 amino acids.